Molecule: messenger RNA, 1738 nt
Organism: Chenopodium quinoa (quinoa)
Lineage: Eukaryota; Viridiplantae; Streptophyta; Magnoliopsida; Caryophyllales; Amaranthaceae
Product: metacaspase-1-like
Exons: 5
Coding region: 452-1540 (362 amino acids)
Biological process (GO): proteolysis
Molecular function (GO): cysteine-type endopeptidase activity
Source: RefSeq, a predicted model, not a curated record
UAAAAUUAAUAAUUACAAUAUUUAAAUGGAGGAAAGGACACAAACCGAGUAUCUAAGCAUUCCUUCUUUAUUUUUUAUUUUUAAUUGUUGACUAAUCUCACAUAUAAUACUCGUAUUUAGCAUUUUUGACCCAUCCACCCACCCACCCAAAAGAAUCCAAACACACUAUUACAAAAAAAAACAAAACAUUAUUACAUUCCAACCAAAUCAACUAUAAGAUGCGUACCUUCCUAAACUUUGUUCCCUCUUUCCCGUUGACUCUCUCCAGUCUCCACCACCUUCUUCCUCUAAUUCUCCAUCCUCUCCUCCUCCUCUCCACAAUUCCCAACCCCAUUCCACCACCAAUCCCGUGGUCUCGUAUCGUUUAAAAAAAAAAAACGAGAGAGUCUGACCACAUACAAGCCCAACACGACAUUAUUAUUCCAUCAACUAAUAAUAAACAACACAAAACAUGCCUCUAUUAGUAGAUUGCUCAAAUUGCAAGACACCCCUCCAACCCCCGCCCGGCGCUAAUUCAAUCCGCUGCGCCAUUUGCCACGCAAUCACUCGCAUCCACCAUGAUCCUCGCGCGCUCCCACCCGGUCUGCCCCCGCCACAUUCCUACUACCCUCCGCCGCACCACGCCCCUGUUGUGCCACCUUCUUCCUACCACGGAGCUCUUACGCCGCCGUCUAUUGCCGGGCGGAAGAAGGCGGUGAUUAUUGGGAUUACAUACAGGAAUUCAAGAUAUGAGCUUAAGGGUUGUAUUAAUGAUGCUAAGUGUAUGAAGUUUUUGCUUAUGAAUCGGUUUAAAUUCCCUGAAACUGAGAUUCUUAUGCUUACUGAAGAUGAGAGGGAUCCGUACAGAGUUCCUACCAAGCAAAAUAUCAGAAUGGCAAUGGCUUGGCUUGUAGCAGGAUGUCGUGCAGGUGACUCACUAGUAUUUCACUUUUCCGGGCAUGGUUCACAACAGCGGAACUACAAUGGAGAUGAAGUGGAUGUCUAUGAUGAGACCCUCUGUCCCCUGGACUUUGUUACCAAAGGGAUGAUCGUAGAUGAUGAGAUUAAUGACACAAUUGUUAAGCCUCUUCCUCCUGGUGCUAAGCUCCAUGCUAUUAUUGAUGCUUGCCAUAGUGGCACUAUGUUGGACCUACCAUUUCUUUGCAGGAUGAAUGGGAGUGGGCAGUAUGUGUGGGAAGACCAUCGCCCUAGGUCAGGUAGAUGGAAAGGUACUAGUGGUGGAGAGGUUUUCUCCUUCAGUGGCUGUGACGAUGAUCAAACAUCUGCUGAUACAUCGGCAUUAUCAAAGGUGACUUCAACUGGAGCUAUGACUUACUGUUUCAUUCAGGCGAUUGAGAGAGGACAUGCAAGUACCUAUGGGAUCAUGCUUAAUGCUAUGCGAGAUGCAAUCCGCAAGACUGAUACUUCACCUGGAGGUGGUGUUGUUACAUCUCUUCUUACCAUGCUUUUGACUGGAGGAAGUGGUGCUGGAUUGAGACAGGAACCACAGUUGUCGUCAAAUGAAGGAUUUGAUGUAUACAGGAAGCCAUUUUCACUAUAAUAAUUAUGCAGUGUUUGUACCAUUGUUUACAAGCAUAGCCUGUAAUGUUGUAAUAUGUCAUGUUGUAAUAUAUUUGUAGCCAAUUUUUUUUUCGCAAUGCAUUGGAAAUUUGAAUUAUUAAUGGAUGUACAAUGCAUUGGAAAUUUGGAAUUAUCAAUGGAUAAUCAACAAUGGCUCAAUUAGCUUAUGUAUUUGUUA